GCUGGUUACCAUCACAACAGGAUUUAUUAUUUUAAACCAGUUUUAUAUCUUUCUUUAGCUCGUAAACUAAAGUGAACUGGAGAAAAAAUGAAGAUUCCCUUCGCAGUUUUAUGUAGUAGUUUGCUUUUAUCAAUUUCAGUGACAGCAAACGUCGAUUACUCCGGGCAUGUUGUGAUCCGUGCGAUUCCCGAGACGAAAGACCAACUGGAACUUUUGGAUGAUUGGUUCUCGCAAACGACCAGCUUCCUCGACUUCUGGUUCCCACCGAGUAAAAUUAACAAGUUUGUCGACAUUCGCGUCCAUCCCGAAUGGUACGUUUCAUCUUCAAUCAGGUUGUACAUGUUAUUUAAUCUGUAUACCGUUAACAGGUACAACCAUGUGGUUGAAACCUUAACUCGUAUGAACAUUAAUCAUAAAAUCCAUAUUGCUGAUGUUGGUGAGUUGGUGCGACAGGAACAAGAGACCAUCGCUCUCCGACGCGCACUUUACAGUGGAAAAGCAAUUGAUCUUGAAAAUUAUCACACGUACGAAGAGGUGACGUUCUUACUUGGCUGACUUGGCUAAUACAAACCCAAUAGUGUCGACUAAGGUUGGAGGGACAACCGCAGAGGGUCGUGACAUUGUUCAGUUAAUCAUCAGCACUCAUCUUUCUGCCAAUAAACGUGUUGAGUUCUUCGAAUGCAAUGUGCACGCAAGAGAGUGGAUUACGGCCGCAACAUGCAUUUGGAUUAUUGACCGGGUAAAGAGACGUACUUUUUGCUUUCUUUUGACAACAUUAUAGUGUUUGUUAUACAUGAUUAAUUGUAUACGCAGAUCACUACUGGGUAUGGUUCUGAUCCCGAAAUUGGCGCAUUGCUCUCGACAAAGGAGCCUGCAGCGAUGUCCACAGUGUAGUUUUUUCUCACACAUGGAAGUACAGUCAUUCCUGGACA
Messenger RNA from Daphnia magna, 932 nucleotides. Its product is annotated as carboxypeptidase A1-like. The record is from RefSeq and is a predicted model, not a curated record. The transcript is spliced from 3 exons. Bases 88 to 555 code for a protein of 155 amino acids. Lineage: Eukaryota; Metazoa; Arthropoda; Branchiopoda; Diplostraca; Daphniidae.